GGCACUUCCAUGUGUGGUCCAGCAGGGGGCUGCGGUUAGCAUGGCCUUAAAGCCCCUGGACCUGUGACUGACGGGGAGCUGGUUCGAGCUCUGCUACCACAGCCCCCUGCAAGCCACAAAAACACGAUUGCCUUUUCCACUUGCUGUAGCAUUAACUGGAUCUAAAUAUGUUUGUUGCUCAGGUUAAAAUUUUAUGUGUUGCAAUUGCAAUGAUAAGGAAAUAGGGUGUAGCAAAAAAAUGCUGGGUAACUCAAGGUUGGUUAUAAAGUGUUUUUCCCUGGGCAGUGGUCCUGGAAAAAGAUUCCUUCAUUUUGUUUACUUAUUAGUACAAAAUUUUAGUAGAUGAUGUUUUUUAAGGGCUGCUUUAAUUCAGGUUGGAGAAUAAAUAAAAUAAACGUGUUGUAUUCUUUUUCGGCAAGAUGUCUAAGACAGGAAUCAUGUUUGUUGAGUAUUCUGAUUCCUUCUGAGGUGUCAUUUGUGACCUCAAUGUCACCUCAUGCUGGCCCUUAAACUUCAUGCCCCCUAGUGGCCAUCAAACAUAAUGGUUUCUGACUUCAAGCUAUUCUGCCAUAAAAAGCAAAACACUGCAACUGCAUGUUUUCCCAAAAUUGAGUUUUAUAGAAAUUGAGUUUCUUAGGCUCAGUUGUCUCUUGCGACGACAAACUUCGAAACCAUUUUUAGUGUUAGUGCAGUUACUGUGUUUUGCCUUGUAGGACAAUAUUGGCACCUCUACCAAUCUGUUUGAAUAUGUACACCGUCAGAAAAAAGGGUACAGCCCUUGUACAGUUUUGGUCUCCAAGGUACAAACAAAUUUAAUAUACCCCAAUGGUACAAAAUGUUCCUCAGAGUCCAUUUCUGUACCUUAAAAGGUACAUUUACCUACAGCUAAGAUACAGUUGACAGACUCUUGAGGGUACAGCCCUGGUGACAAGUAAUUGUACCCUUUUACAGCAUAAGUGUAGCAAUAAUUUUGUCAUUUCCAUUCUAUGUUUCUGUCCACCAUGUAUACAUCUGUCCAAAGCAUUACAUACCUCAUAAUGCAGUCUGUUGGUAGGAGGUUGUCUGUUGACUAAGAAAUUAGGUUUUCGGACCAAAUGAUUUCAGGUUCCGCACUCGAUCAUUGUCAUUCCAUCCUGGCAUCUCCUGCCUUGGUACCCCCUUGCUGACUCUAGGCUGGAUUUGACCCUGUACUAUAGAUAAGUGGUCGGAAGAUGGAUGAAUGGACUCGGUGUUAAACUUUUAACCUGAAUUGCUUCAAUAAAUUGUUCGGCUAUAAAAAAAGUAGCACAGCUCAAGACAACGAUCUGUAAGUCACUUUUUGAAAAAGUAAACUUAAAUGAAAAUAUGUCGACUUGCCAGUGUUGAUAAGGGAUCUUUGUAAUCUGUAUGCCAACAUGUAUUAAUUUGGAAAAAGAGAGAUUUCGAUUCUGUAAUUUGUUUAACGCCUUUUCCAGAGCGUAAAAAAUGAAUUUGGGCACAUGAAAGUCAGAGAAUGUGAACUAGAUUUGGUAUGCUGACUUUGAAUAUCUGCUCUUUUAAUUCCCGCCCUCCACGCUGUUUUGUAGCCCUGGAUGUAGCUACCUGGAUAUGUUAUGGAGUAUGAAAACAUCUGGUUUGAGGCUAAUCGUAAAUAAAUUACUUUGCGAAUACUUUAAUGUAGUGUCGACAAGUGGAAGUUGAGAUUUGAAAGCUGUUUUGUUUAAUAUGGAGUUUAUAUACACAGGAAAGAAACCACAGAGGUAAAAUAUCUAGUAGCAAUAUUUUGUGACAGAGGUUGUUAUGUUUCGCAGCACGGUGUCUUGAUGGGUAGUGCUAUUUCCUCGUAUUUCUGUGGUUGUGGGUUUCAAUCCCACCCUUGUUCUUUGUGUGGAGAGCUUGCAGGUUCUGACCACGUCACACAGGUGUUGUACAGGUUCUCUGAUUUCCUUUUUGCGGUCUAAAGGCAUGCAUUGAAGUUAACUGGAGUCUCUUUAUUCCUCAUAGUGUAUGAUUGUGUGUCUGAGCUGUGGUGGAUGGGCAUUGCAUCCGCCCUGCCUGGUACCCUGCCUAGUGCCCUGCUUAGUGCCCUGCUUAGUGCCCUGCUUAGUGCUCUACCUGGUGCCCUGCUUAGUGCCCUGCCUGGUGCCCUGUGCUGCCUGGAACUGGCUUCAGGAUCCUUAUGAGUAGGAUAAGUGCUUGGAAGAUUGAUGGAUCACAAGGUUUAUUAGUUGAUUGUCUAGCACUAUUCUGUCUAAGGUAUCAAAAAAUAUGGCAUUUGUUAAAACAAGUGGCAAAAAAUCAGAUCUAGACAAAAACAUUUGUGAUUAAUUGCGAUUGAUUGAAACAAGGCUCAGUAUGAUACCCCAUUAUAACUUUAUUAGUGCUGUUGCUAUAAAAUGACAAUUUCUGCCUACAUCAAAGAUUUGGAGAUAUUUAAGGUGAUUCAGAGUCAUUAUCUUUGGAAAAAAUAUUACCACGUUUAAUGGGGUGCCUGUAACUCAUUCAUUUUACGACGUAUGUUUUUUUCCUUCCGAUCAUUUUCAUCCUUUACACACUUACUCAUCUUUACCUUGUUAAAGGCAAAUGGUGCCUGUGGUGUAUUUUCUUUUGCACUUACGCGUUUCUCAGACCACAUUUUAUAACUGCACACCGAUAAGUCUGUCCACUUGAUUGCUUGUUUCACUAAUGAGGACCUUCUUUAUUAUUAUAGAAAUUCUUCUGGAAGUUCUAUUCUAGGUUUUUUAUUUGCAUAUGUUUUGAAUCUGCUUCAGUUUUUCCCACAGUGCAUGAUUAAAGUUUGAUUAAUUAAGCCAUUCGCUUUCUCAUAAGCAGCUUUGGAAUCGGAAUCAUUAAACUCAUCAUUCAGCCUCUUAGAAAAGAGAAACAAGGAAAAAAAACAUUCUGAAGAAUGCAGGUUUCACUGAAACCAUCUCAUUCUGUAAAAUGUGCGUUGUGGCAUUGAAUAAAAAUGUAAAACACUAAUAAGCAUUACAAUAAAUAUAUGUACACAUUUUAGACAUUUAUUGCUAUUUUGUCAUGCUCCUCCAAUCCGAUCAGUAAAUGCUUGUGGUGUUUCUGGCUAAAUAUCCAUAGUGUACAGAUCACAAAACAUCACGUACAUCCCCAACUGUAUAAGCCAAAGCCCACCAUAUAAACUGAGGAAGGAGAGUCAGAGUGAGCCGUGUGUCCUCUGAUUAUAUACUUGAAUAAAGUUCAUACUUAAAGAAUAGUUAUUUGCCUUUACUUGACUUGUUUUGCUGGUUAGCAUAUUUUAAGUUUUUAAAUAAAAUUCAGUUUGAGGCCAGUAGCCUGCUUCAGAGAAAUUCAUGGAGAGAUCUUGAUGGAUCUCAUGCGGUAUGGCAGCUAUAAAAAGCCAUCUUCCAUUUCAUCAUAAAUUUCCCUGCGUAGGACUAAAAGAACUUGAGUAUUACCAUUAACUCUAGCCAAGACACUGGCAUAGGAAUCUUUACAAUUUUUUUUUUUGUUUUUUAGGUAUAUCCAAAAAACAUAAAAGUAAUAGUUUAUCAUAAAGGUGUAUAGAAUUGUGGAUAUAAUAUGAAGAAGAUGAGAAAGACACUUUUUACAGUGUUAAAUCACCAGAUUUAAUUUAGUUAUUACCCAUAUAUUGUACUUAAAAGGAUCCCUGUGUUUUUAACAUAUGCCAUCUUUUUGUGGGUAUCCAUGUAGAAUUGGCUUUUAUGGACUUCUAAUAGGAUAGAUGGAGUGAAGCUGUUAUCUUCAGAGAGAAGGUCUCUGUAGUGCAGGAUUGUCCCUAGGGCAGUGUUUCCCAAUGUGGUCCUCAGGGACUCACGGGACAGGCCAUGUUUUUGCUCCCUCCCAGCUCCCGAGGGAGCAAAAAUGUAGACUGUCUGGUCGGGGGCUUGGCAGGAGCAAAAACAUGGACUGGCGCUGGGUCCCCGAGGACCAGACUGGGAAACACUGGGCUAGAGAGCAGACAACAGACUAGAAUGUAGGACCUGGUUUUUAAAAUCUCAGUGCUCUUCUCGCUCUGUACUCCGGCCUGAGGCUCACAUUAAAGGGGCCCGAAAUAUAUCACAGGAAACGACCAUUUCAGUUAAUCCGCCUGCUACCUUUCCCGCAUCAGUGCGGAGAGCGAAACCUGGCACAUGUCAGCCAUAAAGUUGAUUAAUUUAUUUCAAACGGCUGAUUGCAGAUUUCAGAGUACGGGUUCAAGGUCUGGCUCGUGGGAUGGCGUCUUUGAGCCUUUUCUGCCAGACGUUUCAAGGCCAGUCAUCCAUCCAUGUUUGAAGCUGCAUUUCCCUGGUCAUCAUCUUUUGGUGGCAACAGAUGUAAUCAAUUUGGUGAAAUGAAAAUGAAGCCCGUGGAUGCAGCUGUCAGUCACUUUGGCCUGUUGUUUGUUUUUCUGCUAUUUAAACUCGUGUUUCAGUUUUUUUUUUUUUUUUUGUAAACACAUCAAAAUUUUUGCCGGGAAGCAUUUUGUGUCAUUUCUGCUAGCUGCAGAUAAGUUCAUAUAACAAAGAGAAAUUAAUUACAUUCUCCCAAAAGUCAUUGAAAGCGUCUCAAAUAAGCAGAGAUUAUGCAGUAAUUGGGUGUUUGGAGAGAAAAUGUGACUUUUUUAUAUGAAGUCAAGUGAAGUUCAAGGAUAAUAAUAAUAAUAAUAAUUAUUAUUAUUAUUACUGUAGAACACUAAAAGCCUUAUUAUUAUAUAUUUGAUGUAGUAGUACAGUGUAUUUAUAAAUACUGAAUUUUGGGCAGUAUUUACCUUGCUACAGGUAUUCCUCAGGCCAAGUCUGGUCAGGUCAGUUUCUUUGCGAGAUUUCCAGCUUGCUACUUGUUGUUAACAAUGUUUCUACCAAUAAUUAAAUUUAUCAGCCUAUGAAGUUCAGGGAGUAUUUUCAUGCUUAAUUAGAAUAUUUAUCUUCCUUUACCCUGAGCUGCCAAAAUCAGGAUUGUGGGGCCCCUGCUUCGCUCAGUGAUAACCUUUAUAUAUGGUUAGGUGGGCGAUAUGGCAAAAAUAUUGUAUUACGAUGUUUUUCAGACAGGAUCACCACCCACGAUCUUAUCACGAUUCUUUUUCAUGUCUGUUUUUUACACUAUUUUGCAUGUUACCGCGUGGUUGUAGCAGCUGAUGCACUCGCACGAGUUCCCCUCGCUGUUUCACUGUCAGCAUACUCUUUUGGGUGUUUUCUUUUGCGCUGAUGAAAAAACGUUUGUCGUGCUGCCAUCCGACGUGUGAACCUGAUCUUCGCAAGUUCUGCAAAUAGCUGUCAUUUACUCUGUGUCAGUCUUGAAAAAUUCAAACAAGUUCCAAAUGACUGAUGUUGCAUUCUUUCUAGGGACCAACUCUUCCAUGACGUCCAGGCCACUGCGUCGCCAGAUACGGAAUGUGUUGCAUGUUGGUAUGAGGGUGCGAAAGGGAGAGAGGAAGAAAUCCCAGGCAAUACCUACUGUUUGCUGUCACCGGUUUAUUGGCGUAUUGAAAUGGAUUUGGCUGACGAAACAGCUUUAGAUGCGUGUAUGGCCAUUGAACUGCCACUGAUAGAAUGCGUACUGUAGAACGAUAUUAACGAUCUCUCCGUAAAGGCAGAUCGUGGAGAUGUUUUAAUCGUUCACGUUCUAAUAUCACGAAAUUUCACACCACUUACAGGCCCUGAGGACCAAGCUGGUGAAGUAUGAGCAUGUAUUGGUCAGUAUACUGGACCAGGCCUGCACGCUACUGGCCGACCAAGCUGUGGAUGAAGCAAGUAAGCCAUGGGAAAGCUCCACACCCAGACGCGGUGAGCGAUUGGCUGGUGGUGCCAGGAAACGCUGAUGUAUUUCGUACUACUGUGUCCUUGAGUGAUACUGCUUUGGAAUGAAUGUAUUUUCACACGGUUAAUACGAAUUGUAAAGUUAUGCAAAUGUGACACUAAUGCUGUGUAUAUCCUUCAAAAUGAGCUAACGGGCAAGAUUCUUGCUGUGAAUUUUGUCUUUCUUCUUAAGGUUACAGCAGUGGGGGCUUCUUAAUUUAGCCAGUCAAAGUCCUGACUCCUAAUGCAGGCAGGCUGUGCUGUCAAGUGGAGAGGGAGUUGGAUUUUCAGGGGCGUGAAUCAGAGCAUGUUGAUGGCACACUUCAUUGACUCCGGGAAGCGCAGCUUCACUGACUUUGGUGGAACGUGCUGUCAGGCUUUCGGUGGCAUGGAUGUAGCGUUUUCUUGGGAUGUAGAUCUCGGCCUGGGAUGUCAGCCUGCGAGGAAUGUAUGUGACCAUCGAAAACACAAUGACAUCAUGUGACACACCCAGUCGCAGAUUGUUUUUACUGCUUCAUCCUUAAGUAUGCUUUUUCCUGAGCAAUGAAGCUAGAAUAUUCUAGAAUAUUAUAGUAGAGAAUAGUAAUAAAAGGUUAAAUUCUAAUAUGGAAGGCAUAUUUCAUCUGUUAAUUAAAGGUAAAUAUAUAUUAAAGGUAAUUAUUUAAUCAUUGGCUGUGUUUGCCACCCCGCCUAAAUUGUGCAUUUGCAUGAGGUCCCCAAGGUCUGGCCACAGACAGUCACUACACUAGGAGUCGUGGGGGGGGGGGCAGAGUGACUGGUUUAAUGUAAGGUGAUGGUGAGCAGAAGUAUUACAACAUCAGAGGCUGUUUGAAGGAAGAGCAGACAGUUAGCCUUUGGCUAACUGCUAAGCGGCCCCGCAGUGGGCUAAUGGGGCUAAUGAGCGUAAUUUUCCAAGUUGAGCUGGCGCGGCUCACGGCCGAGGUCGUCCGCCAUCGGGUCGAGGCGGUGCGGGAGUGCUGGGAGAUCCUCAGCGGCCGGGUGGACGGCUGGCAGAGGAACAUGGAGGAAGCCUUGGAGAAGCUGCAGGACAGCGAAGGGACGACCAGGCAACAGUCACAGGACCCACGAGAAGCCGGGAAGCCCGUGGGGGACAUUGCAUCCCUACUGGACCAAAUUCAGGGGACUAUUGUCUUCACGGAGGAAAUCGCACCUCUGGAAUCUGACGCAAUGCUUUCGAAGAGCAGCCCCAGCCAUCUCCCAGCCCUCGGAGCUCUGCUCUCCCAAAACACGUCCAGACUCAGUAACCUCGGUAUGCACUGGAAACUCAUACAGGUGGCCAUGGAGGAGCGAUUUGGCGUAUUUCCGGACACGGGACCCUCAUCUCAGCACUUCCUGUCCACUUCCGUUCAACUUCCAUGGCAAAGAGCAGUUUCCCCAAACAAGGUCCCUUACUACAUAAACCAUGAGACUCAAACAACCUGCUGGGAUCAUCCAAAAAUGACAGAGCUCUAUCGUUCACUAGCAGCCAACCUGAACAAUGUGCGUUUCUCGGCCUACCGGACCGCCAUGAAGAGCCGGCGAGUGCAGAGGACCUUGUGCCUUGAUUUAUUGGACCUGAGCACAGCCCAGAAGAUUUUCGAGCAGCAUAAGCUCAGAAAUGGCAGGCUGUUAGACGUGCCUGACGUCAUCAGCUGCCUGACCAGUAUAUAUCACCUGCUGGGGAAAAGCCACGGGGGACUGGUCGACAUCCCUCUCUGCGUGGAUUUGUGUCUCAACUGGCUUCUCAAUGUUUACGACAUAGGUCGGAGUGGGACGAUUCAAGCGCUCUCAAUGAAAAUUGGAUUGCUGUCUCUCUCCCAAGGGCAUCUGGAAGACAAAUAUGAAUACUUGUUCCGGCAAGUGGCUUCCCCGGAGGGAUCCUGUGACCAAAGGCAGCUGGGAAUGCUGCUGCAGGAUGUCAUCCAGAUCCCGCGGCAACUGGGAGAGGUGGCGGCCUUCGGGGGGAGCAACAUCGUGCCCAGUGUCCGCAGCUGCUUCCAGCACGUGAAAGGAGAGAUGGGAAUCGAACCCGCUCAGUUUGUGGAAUGGAUGCGCUUGGAACCACAGUCCAUGGUGUGGUUACCGGUCCUCCAUCGCGUGGCGGCCGCCGAGACGGCCAAACACCAGGCCAAAUGCAACAUCUGUAAGGAGUUUCCCAUUGUGGGCCUCAGGUACCGCAGCCUCAAGCACUUCAAUUAUGAUGUGUGUCAGAGCUGCUUUUUCUCCGGCCGGACGGCCAAGGGCCACAAGCUGAACUACCCCAUGGUGGAGUACUGCACCCCUACGACCUCUGGGGAGGACAUGCGCGAUUUCACCACCGUGCUGAAAAAUAAGUUUCGAUCGAAGAAGUACUUCGCCAAACAUCCCCGCCUGGGGUACCUACCGGUGCAGACGGUCCUGCAGGAGGACGCCAUGGAGACCCCAGUCACACUCCUGAGCAUGUGCCCCGAACACUACGAGCUGUCACACGCGGAGACGGCGGACGCAGCCUGGCUGGCGGACAGCGACUCCACAGCGGGGAGCAUCAUGGAGGAUGACCACACCCACAUCUCCUACCUGCCCUCUGGGGGCCCAGAGUUGCCCCUCUGCCACCCGGAAAGCCCCGGCCACAUUUGGGAUGCGACGGAUGGAGAUGGACAGUUCGUGAUGGAGGACACCAUCGGCCAGAUGGAGCGUGAGCAAAGCAGCUUGUAUGCAGACUUCAGCGACCUGAAAGUGCCGCACUCUGAGAGGGACCGAUCCAGCCCCUCAGAGUGUGAAGCGUCAGAUUACAACUGCAGAGAGGAGGCGGAGGAGACGACCGAGGACUGCCAGGUGGAAGACGAGCUCCCGCCGUGGCACAGGAGCCUUCUGGAGGAGCGGGUUCAGGCCUUUGAGCUCCACAACAGGCAGACGGAGGCCCAGCUUUGGUGGCUGAGGAAGCUUCUGGAUCAGCCCAGGACAGGCACUGGGGCGAAAAGUGUCUCUUUAUCCCCCGUAUAUCGGAACGUCCUCGUCCGACAUUCCGUCACAGAAGGGGCCGGAAUUCUGUUUGAUCCCGCAGAGGACCUGUUAGGCCGAGUGCACAACACCGAUGUUGCCAGCGUGGAGGACAUCUCCGAGGCUUUCCCUGCAUCCAUCUGAAAUGUAAGUACUGUACACUAGAGACACUCGCCAUGGAAAGACUGGCCCUGCUAGAUGGUAGAUCUGCAAGAGAAGAGGGACCAGGACAGCAUCACCUCGCCAAGCGGUUCCUGCCUAUGCAACCGUGAAACUUUCACGACCUCCGACUGCGCUGAGGCUGCUUAUCUGCGGCCUCUGUGUGGAAUGAUGGCUUAGAGGGUCUUUCCCAGUGUCAGGCUGCUCCCAUCAGGAGUGCAGUUUUGGUCUGCUGCAGAGUUCCAUAUGAUGCCAUUACUGGUAAAAUGAGCCUUGAUGUUACAGCCAUUACACCCCCCCCCCCAAAAGAUAAUAGCCUUGGUUUGCUUAUUGGAUAAAUCACAUUGAACACCCUCUCCUUUCGAGCACCGCCAUGAAAAAACAAUCUCACACGCUCUCAAACCUUCUUUCUGUGGCUGAUGAUCUCUAAUCGAAACCAUUAAUUUACAUCGUGAUGUAUAUCAGUUACUUUCUGAAGCCAGUUGCAUUUUCUAAUUAUGCUUUCUAAUUAUGAUUUGAAUCUGAGGGGAAGAAAAGUAAAGAUUAGUGCGGCUUAAUCUUGGCCAGAAGUGUUUAUUAGUACACCAUUUAAAUCCUGAGAUUGUAACCAGGUGUUUGGAUCAGGUGUAAUAAUAAACAUUUUGGGAGAAACAUAAAUGGCACAUGAACUAACUUCUGUGUUUUCUAAUCUCUACACAAGGUGUAUAUUUUAAUGUAAUAAGGGAGGGUAUGAUAUUUCUGGUGAAAGUUUUAAAAGAAGAAUUAGUCCCAAUGGUGACCCAUUGCUAGGUAUAAAAGAGUGUGUGGUAUAGGGUACUUCUGGUACAGGGUACUCAUGGUGUAGGGCACACGUGGUGCAGGGUACUCGUGGAGUAGUGUACUCGUGGUGUAGGGUACACGUGGUUUAGGGUACUCGUAUGGGGUCCUCAUGGUGUAGGGUACACAUGGUUUAGGGUACUCUUUGUAUGGGGUACUCGUGGUGUAGGGUACACAUGGUUUAGGGUACUCUUUGUAUGGGGUACUCGUGGUGUAGGGUACACAUGGUUUAGGGUACUCGUUGUAUAGGGUACUCGUGGUGUAGGGUACACGUGAGAGAGGAUGCAGAUCCAUCAGAGAGCAGACGCACCUUCAGGCAGACUGUUUAGUCACUUGUUCAGCAGAACAGCAUGGUUUUGCAUAAACCAUAUUGCAUUUGUGCCGAUUUGUUGUACUCUGUUUUGGGAAAAAAUACUGUAGAGACAAAUACCAUCACAAGCUCCAUUUGAUUUUCGGAAUGGCACAAGUAUGAUUUAAACCAGUAGCUUUAAAACAAAAGGUAAUUAUUUGUUCUGCUAGCUAAUGAAGAGGAGAUCCCCAGAAAAAAAUAAAGAACGUGUCUGUUUCAGACAUCUAGCUUAUCCAGGAACGCAAGAAUGUUCUGUAAGCAUCUGAAUUCUGAGGUUUUGGAGGUGUUUCUCUGUAUGGUCUGGUCUGGUACAUCUGCUCUUAAUGCUAUUGUGUAUGACUGUCUCUAGAGAUAUGAGACAAUCUGAGACUUGUUCUUGUGAUCAUUCAGAAUUAUUUAGUGGGGUUUACAGUUUGUGUCGGUGUUUACAUUACAGUAUGAAGACACCAUAGCUCAGAUUACUUUCAUACUGCUGAGUACUUGAAUAUCUUGACUUGUGUUCUUGCUGAGAAAUGUCAAAGUAUAUUUUCUUUGAGGAAUAUUGUGUUUGUUACAUUCAUAUAUCUUUGACUGUCGACAGUCGGUGGUAAUGAAAUCUACAAUGAGGCCAGAAUGAUUUCUGUAUGUUUUGUUCCAAAUAAAUAUUUUAUGAUUUUU
Molecule: messenger RNA, 10710 nt
Organism: Paramormyrops kingsleyae
Lineage: Eukaryota; Metazoa; Chordata; Actinopteri; Osteoglossiformes; Mormyridae
Source: RefSeq, a predicted model, not a curated record